AUGACUGUGCUGAAUCGAACUGUGUUCGAUAUUCCAUUAAUUUGGAAUCGACGUCGAUUUCUAUCAACACAUAAUAAACGUCGAUUAGCACGAAAACUUAUUGAAACUAGUAUUAAUGUUCAACUAGAAAAACAGAUGAGAAGUGGAUUUUCUCAUAAUAUUGAAAUCGAACAGAAUAUAACUGAAAUUGAUGAACAUCUAUUAAAAUAUCGUGAUAAAUUACAUUUACUUGAUAAUAUGAUUGAAUUAGCUUCACAAUCGCUUCGAAUUUAUUUUGAUAAAAGAAUGGAAAGUGUACGUGCUAUUAUUAAAGAACAUUGCAAUGCUAUUGAACAAGUUAUUCAAGAAGAAGAUGAACAUUGGAAAGAAAUUCACUCUAUAAUGAACCAAAAUCUACUAAAUCCUGGAGAUAUUCGUUCUCGUAAUAAUAAUUAUCCUCGUGUAGUACAAAAAAGCCCGGCAGCAAAUAUUCAAACAAUAGAAGAAGUAGAUGAUGAUGAUGAUAAUGUUAAUAGACGUGUAUCCAGACUAUUGAAUACUAAAACAUUAACACCAUUAUUAUCACAAAUGAUUCGCAAAUCACAACUAGAACCAAAGCGUCUUACAGUAGUUCCAUCCAUUAAAGUGCAUAGUCCUGGCGGACAAGAUAUUUCCGUGUUCAGAAAAGAUGAUCGAUUUAGCAUGAAUAUGUUACCACGUAAUACAAUUCGGCAACCUUUUGAAAUUAUAGAAACAACAUUUGUUGUUAAACCUGAAAACACUCUCAUGGAUGGUGAAAUACAAAACAUCGAAUUUGAUGAUGAAGCAAAUGGAACAUAUCGUGCUCCUCAUCGACAAUAUCAUUCAUAUUUAGCUGUAACACAACCGAAUCCAUUGUUGACCGAUACUCAACCAAAUAUACCAACAAGACUAUGUUUUUCACCAACAAUGCUUCAAGAUGCAACUGUCUCAAAUGAAGAUGAUACUAAUAACAAAACAUCUUCUUCCUCUACUAAUGAAAACAAUAAAGUAUUGAUGAAUGCAAUUUUCACAUCACUUGAUCAGAAUCGAACAAAUAUUAAACAAUUCACUAGAGAUAAUCAUCAUUUUGGUCAAACAUUUUUUCUUGAUACUCUUAAAACAGAGCAAAGUGGUGAUGAUCAAAAGAUAUAUAAACGACCAACUAUUCAAGAUGAUGACGAUGUAGUGAUUAUUGAUGAAAUUCAUCCAUUCAUACGACCAUUAGAAUAUAUUUCUCAUACAACGAACAAUACGGCUAAUUGUCGUUCACAUUUUCCAAAUCAACAAGAACCAAAAACUGUUCAAGAAACAGUAGCAACUAAACCGCGACGACGUGCAACUACUACUAAAGUUAAAGCUAAAUCAAUUAUUGUUACUACAAGAAAAACUCGAAGUGCUGCUAAAAUCAUUGCUGAACGAGAAGCAGCGAUGGCAACUGCAGUAAAAGCAGCAUUAGAAAAAACGAUCGAAAAAAAACGAAAGACUCGAAAACGUAAACAAUCGAAAUCCAUCGAUCGUCUAGCAGAAACAUCCGAUGAAGAUUAUGAAAAGGCAGCAUCACAAUCGAACUUCAGUCGAAUAGCUAACAAGAAAAGAAAAACAAAACUAUAUAAAAAAACAAAAAUCGACCAUCAUCCAUACGAAACAUCUGAAGACGAUGAUGAUGAUGAUGAUGAUGAUAAACCAGCUAGAACUAAACGCAAAACUCGAAGACGAACUCAAUCAAAUAAAUAUGAUCAUAAAGAAGAAAUAUUGAAUGAUAAAGAAAAUAGUAAAAGAAAAACUAAAAAAUUAAAAAAAAACGAUAUUACAAAUAAUCAGAAUGAAUUUAAAAAGAAUUCUGCAAGACUUAAAAAAGUCAAACUAUCAAUAAUUGAAGAUGAAGAAAAAUUAUCAAAAGAAAAAAAGCGAAGACAAAAGCUUAGAAAAAUAAAAAAUGACGACGAACAAACGACAAAACAUAAAAAUACUCGAGCUAGUGCUAAACGUAAUCACCGUGCAAUGUAA
This is a messenger RNA of Rotaria socialis, 2007 nucleotides long. NCBI's taxonomy places the organism in Eukaryota, Metazoa, Rotifera, Eurotatoria, Philodinida, Philodinidae. The record is from the annotation of a GenBank genome assembly.